This is a messenger RNA of Aspergillus nidulans FGSC A4, 957 nucleotides long. RefSeq lists its product as uncharacterized. Bases 1 to 957 code for a protein of 318 amino acids. Lineage: Eukaryota; Fungi; Ascomycota; Eurotiomycetes; Eurotiales; Aspergillaceae. The transcript is spliced from 2 exons. The record is from RefSeq and is a predicted model, not a curated record.
AUGCCGACUCCUGUUGCAAAGGGCAUCAUCAUUGGCGUCGCGGCACUCGUUGCCGCCGGUAUUGCAGUCUAUGAAUCUCCUCAGUUCCGAAGAUGGGUGAACAACUCGCGGAGAAAGCUGGCAAUGACGCUACACAAUCUCGGGGACGACAUUCAUCCUGGAGAUGGUGACUCACGCUACCGAAAUGAUAUUUCCAUGACGGAAGAGAUAGGCCCAGCCGCCGACGAGCGAAGACGGAUAGCUCGGGAAGAGAUAUCGCGGCGACGGAGCAUUCUGGAAGAGCGCCGCAAGAGAAGGUCCAACAGCUCGCUUGGGACGUUUGAUGCACUUGUAGACGAGAACGGCCGUCUUCUAGAUCUUGAGGAUCAAGGUAACCCAGCGGCAAAUUCUACGGCUUUAGACCUUGGCGUUUCACAGCCAACUCAUCGGGGUCAUCAAUCAGAUGACCCGGCAGCGCAAUCCACAGUGCUUUUCGAAGCAGAGGCAGCGCCUGAGCAGAGCAAGCUGCAGCUUUCCAUCCCAACUCCGCGGAGCCGCGCCUCGUCUGUCGCUGGUGCUGACUUCACUCCUGUGUCCGAUGUAUCUGAGGUUAUGGCUUCGGCUGUUUCCCAGCAGUCAGGCGAUGCUGCCCGACCCAAAUCAUCUGCAUCUAGCUAUACGGAGGGGGCCUUCUCCGAAGUAAUUUACGCCCAUCCCGACCACAUGACCAGUGGACAUGCCGAGGAUUCCCGGUCACCAUUCUCAGACCUGGAAGGCUUGCGUUUCCCGCGGAGCCGUCCAGUGACGCCCCCAACACCUUCUACAACUGACAAUUUCAGCCAUGUCGCCGUCGACGCUUCGUCCGACGGAGUGCUUAGUGAAUUCGAGGGCUCUAUAGGGAGGGUUGUAACUCCCGCGAGUUGGUCAGAGGUUGGCAGCGAUAUCAGCAGCGAUGAGUAUCGUCAUCGUGGAUUCUAA